Molecule: messenger RNA, 1078 nt
Organism: Olea europaea var. sylvestris
Lineage: Eukaryota; Viridiplantae; Streptophyta; Magnoliopsida; Lamiales; Oleaceae
Product: mitogen-activated protein kinase kinase kinase 5-like
Exons: 4
Coding region: 42-692 (216 amino acids)
Biological process (GO): protein phosphorylation
Molecular function (GO): protein kinase activity; ATP binding
Source: RefSeq, a predicted model, not a curated record
AGUAAUUAUUCUUUUAAUUUGUGCAGGUAUUGCAGGCUGUGAUGCGGAACGAUGCUAAUCCAAAGCUGGCCUUUGGCGUUGACAUAUGGAGCGUGGGUUGUACAGUUGUCGAGAUGCUGACCGGGAAACCUCCUUGGAGUGAGUUUAACGGGGUGCAAGCCAUGUUCAACGUGUUGAACAAGUCGCCACCCAUACCAGAAACAUUGUCUAAUGAAGGGAAGGAUUUCCUUAGAAGUUGCUUUCAGAGAAGACCUGCAGAUCGACCUUCAGCUACUAAGUUGCUUGAACACCCUUUCUUACGAAGUUCACAAGAUCAAAAUGUUGGAGGAUUUGUGCAAGAAUUUUCUGGAAUGAAAUUACUCGAUGCUCAACACUGCCCAAGUGACCGGAAUAAAGGGAAAAAGGACGUGAUGCCACAUUCUUCAGCAUCGAGGAUCCAGCAUGGAAAAGUUCCAAUAAAUGCUGAAACAAGUCCACAAUCUCAUCCAGAGUCAUCAGGCCAUGGGAUAAAAUUUCAGCACUCACCUCGUUCUACACUUGAAGUCCUUCCUACGGUAGCUUCACCAGAUCUCAGUCGUGGCUCAUAUAAUACUAGCCCUUCAAAUGUUCCAAAUAGUUUGUUCUCAGGAACUGGAAUAAACAGUCCUUAUGCCGUGUUGAGGACUCAUGGACGGGACCUCCCAUUCGUGUAAGACUACGGAGGGAAAUAAAAAUAUAACUAUAAGUCCGUUGUACAGCCAAGAAAAUACGACUUCAUUUAUUUUUUAAUUUGCUUCGAGUUCUAUUCAUUAAGUUGCUCCUGCAUUAGUGGGAUUGUAUUCUGUGUAAUUUUGCUACAGACCCCAUGCGACUUUUCACCUCUGUAGGCUCACGUGUGGAUUUUUUUUUCCUCCUAGCUCUCGCAGAAUAGCUGACAAGAAAAUCUACUGUUAAGGAUUUUUUUGAUCUUAGAUAUGAUCGACAGACUCGUAAGACAAUUUGGUUGAUCAUGUAAAUAUUGAAGUUUCUGCCUGCUUUCUGCAGUGAACCAUUUGAACAUUUUUUUGCUGGAAAUUACUAGUCUUGAUUUGCAGUUUCA